Messenger RNA from Equus quagga, 2713 nucleotides. RefSeq names its product MANSC domain containing 1 (gene MANSC1). The record is from RefSeq and is a predicted model, not a curated record. NCBI's taxonomy places the organism in Eukaryota, Metazoa, Chordata, Mammalia, Perissodactyla, Equidae. The coding region runs from base 652 to 1953 and encodes 433 amino acids. The transcript is spliced from 4 exons.
CAUUGAUCUGUUUGUAUUUUCACCAAUAUCACACUGUCUUGAUUACUGUAGCUUUAUACUAAGUAUUGAAGUCGGAUAGUGUCCGUCCUCAGACUUUAUUCUUCUUCGGUAUUGUGUUGGCUAUUCUGGAUCUUUUUGCAUUUCCAUGCAAAUUUUAAAAUCAGUUUGUUGAGACCCAUGAAAUAACCUGCUGCGAUUUUGAUUGGGAUUGCAUUGAAUCCAUAAAUCAAGCUAGGAAGAACUGACAUCUUAACAAUAUUGAUGAACACGGAAUCUCUCUCCAUUUCUUUAGAUCUUCUUUGACUUCUCUCAUCAGAGUUUUGCAGGCUUAUUUUAAAGUCUACUUUGAUAAUUAUACUUCAAUAUAGCUGGCUUCCUUUGUAAUCCUCUAUAUUUCAUUUUAUGCAUUUUAAAACACAUCUCUCAGAAGAGAUCCUAAUCUUCACCAGACUACCAAAGGGUUCAGGAGAAAAAAGAAAAAAAAGAUUAAAGAAGCAGUAAUUCUGCUCUAGGCUGUCAUUCAGUGAACGAUUUGUAUUCCGGAAAUGUGGAGAGAGAAAUUCCAUCAUCUGUGCAAUCUUCUUGAAGCAAACUAAGACCAGAGGGAGGUUUAUCCUUGACCUUUGAAGGCUGACUACACUGGAAUUUAAAAUGUUCUUCAGGAAAGAAUGGAACUCAACUUACACUUUUGUAAUAAUUUGUUUCUUGACACUGAGGCUGGCCGCCAGUCAGAAUUGCUCCACCAAGAGUCUAGAAGAUGUUGUCAUUGACAUCAAGUCAUCUCUUUCUAAGGGAAUCAGAGGCAAUGAGCCCAUAUACACAUUAACUCAGGAAGACUGCAUUAAUUCUUGCUGUUCAACGAAAAGCAUAUCAGGGGACAAGGUGUGUAACUUGAUGAUCUUCGACACUCGAAAAACAGCCAGACAACCCAAUUGCUACCUAUUUUACUGUCCCAGUGAGGAAGCCUGUCCACUGAAACCAGCAAAGGGACUGAUGACUUACAGGAUAAUUAGAGAUUUCCCGUCUUUGGCCCGCACUGAUUUGCCAAGCCAAGAGUUAGCCCAAGAAGGUCCUCUCUUCCGUGGCCGGUCUUCACAAGCAGUCACCCCCACAGCCCCUCCUGUGACAGGUGAUUCGAAGCCCACUGGUGUCGCGUGGAGAGAGGCAUUUUCUCAGAAGUUGGGGUCCUCAGAUCACUCAGAGAAACUACUCAAGAUGGAUCAAGCGGGUCCACUGUUCCCUGUUUAUAAAGAAAAAGGCCGUUCUCAGAGUUCACGGUUUACCUCAGAACAACAAAUAGCUCAUGUGCUGCCUGAAAAUGUGACAGCAUUCCUCACGACAGGGGCCAAGGCUUCCCUCCACGCCAUCUCCGCCACUCCGGAGCCCGCGCUCCUCCCCGCCGCCAGUGUGCCAGUGACACCUUCUGUGACUUCCCAACCACAGGAGCCCACCUCAGCUCGACCUGUAGCAAGGCUCACAUCUCAGCCUCCCACAGUCCUCAUUCCUACAAUUUUGACACGUGCUGUGGUGACACCGCAAGCUGGCCUGACCACAACGGCAGCUCCGAUGACCGUCUCUCAGGCACCCACGGCUCUGACGGGCCCACGAGACACGGUGCCCUCUAGAGAAAUGUCCACCCCAACUCUGAACACAGAGGCUGCCCAUAGCCCUGCCACACCCCCUUUGUCCCAUGUGGGUUCUUCCACUACGAAUGCCACUGCUUCCCAGGGAAAUGGGAAGGCCAGUCCUGGUGGUUCUUCCCUGAGCAGUGUUCCCCGAAGUCUACAUGGCCUUGCCUUUGAAAAGUGGCUCCUCACUGGGACCCUGCUCUUUGGUGUUCUGUUUCUCGCCAUCGGCCUUGUCCUCCUGGGUAGGAUGCUCUCCGAGUCCCUCCGCAGGAAACGUUACUCGAGACUCGAUUAUUUGAUCAAUGGGAUCUAUGUUGACAUCUAAGGACGAAACUCGAUGUCUCUUAAUUCGUGUAGUUCCUAGUGGGCCAAACACAGUGAGUUUCUGCUGACUCGCUGAUCUUAGCAGGAUUUUUUGAAGUAUUUUGAAGACAGGCCAAGGCCCUCUGCCAUUUUCUUUUUGCUUGUGUUUUGAGGAGAAGCGGGGAAAGGAAAUAAAUAGGUAAUUUGAGUGAUCUGUCUCUAAAAUAUUAUCUGAAAACAAGCUCCCCCCAAAGUAAUAAAGUAUAAUUGCCAUAUAAAUUGGAAAAUGACUGGCUUUUUGCAAGGAAAACUGGGUAAGACUUCUAGGCUCCGGUUCGUUAAUAUUUCUGGUUCCAGAUAAAGUCAACUGUUUAUGAUAUUAAUUCUCAUAGAUUUACUUUCCUUUUUAUAUGAAUUCCAAUAAAACUUAUUCCAGAUGUAUUUCCUUCCAAUUAAAUAUUUGAAUAAAUCUUUUGUUACUCAGUAAUGUUCUUGUAAGUGACACAUCCAGCUGGAUAACUUUCAGUUUAUUCCCACCAGCAAAAUGAUUAAAUGGUGAAAAUAUGUGUUCUAAGUUAAAAUGAUAAACCCCCCCCCGCCCCCCUUUUCCCAUCAAUGAGCAAAGAGAUUCCUUUGGGAGAAUUCUAGCAGACAAUUAGCCUACAUGGAGUCGAUGAUAAGUCAGUUCUGAUAAAUGGCCAAAUCUACUUGGGGUCUGUUCUGGUUCACCAUUCCCCCGCCCCCCCCCCCCCAAAAGUAAUAAAGGCAUUUUCUAAACUUUA